GAAGGCUUGAAAGCUUUGGCAGAUUCUGCCACAUCAUCACGCCGCAUCUUGACCUUGACCAACGCACUUACUGACGAGUCUUCCAACGCAUCUAUUAACGAUGCCACCAGCAGCUCACCUACGGAUGAUACGAACAAUCCGCUUGUUGAUGAUACUAUUCAACAUGCUGACGAUACCAUCGAUGACAAUGACGGCUUUCUUUUCCCUGGUGCUGAUGACAUCUUUAGUGCUGAUAAUCGAGACUUCCAACUGCACAGACUGACGUACAAAAAGGUA
Molecule: messenger RNA, 276 nt
Organism: Mucor mucedo
Lineage: Eukaryota; Fungi; Mucoromycota; Mucoromycetes; Mucorales; Mucoraceae
Exons: 1
Source: RefSeq, a predicted model, not a curated record